AUGGCAGAACUGACUAGAAGCCCCGGGGGACUCAGCCAACCUAUCUACGGCUUAAUCUUUCUCUUCCGCUGGCGGGAGGAUGAUGCCGAGAAGCAAGAGGCGUCAUGUCCGGAUGGACUUUGGUUCGCCAAUCAGACGGCGAGCAACGCAUGUGCCAGUGUAGCCCUCCUGAAUAUCGUCAACAACAUAUCCGACGUUGACCUUGGAGAGAACCUGCAACAGUUCAAGGAUUUCACCAUGCCAUUUACCCCGGCACUCCGGGGCGAUGCAAUUAACAACUUCGAGUUUGUCAAGAGAGUACAUAAUUCAUUCGCGCGGAAGAUGGACAUUCUGAACUCUGAUCUAUCAUUGAAAGAAGAAGCGACCUCAAAGCGUUCCCAAAAGCAAAUGUCCGGCGAUGAGGACGCCACGUUCCAUUUUAUCGCAUUCAUGCCGGCCAUGGGCCAGGUCUGGAAGUUAGAUGGAUUGGAACGACAGCCCCAGGCCAUCGGCGAGUGUUCCGAGCAGGAGGAUUGGCUUGAGCUCGCAAGACCCAACAUCCUCGAUCGAAUGGCUGCGUACGAGGAGGAACAGAUUGAAUUUUCGAUCUUGGGAUUAGUUCGAGAUCCCCUACCAGACCUUACCCAAGAGUUAGCAGUCAAUAUUCGAAGUCUCGAAGUCAUCAAUAAGCGCCUUAUGGCCUAUGGCGCAACCGAUGCCGAUUCGAGCCCAGUGUCGUCCCAGCCGCUUGAAGCACUGCAGGAAACACUGCUCGGCCCGGACCCAUUCUAUGGACUCACACGAUUUAUGAUCGACGAAGCUGUCAUUCCAGAGGGAUUAUCGGAAGAACAAUCCCUGUCUUGUCUUCUAGAAAAGCAGGACAAACUUCGCAAGGCGCAACCCGGGUUACGCGGUCGGGUUCGCGAAGAGCAGCAGGCGCAAGAUGCAGAUGACGACCAUGCGACCGGACGACGAUAUGACUAUGGACCAGCAAUACAGGCGGUCGCGAUUGGCCAAGCAUUGAAGUAUAACGAGUGA
Penicillium manginii is the source of this 1017-nucleotide messenger RNA. Its product is annotated as ubiquitin C-terminal hydrolase 37. Gene Ontology annotation, biological process: ubiquitin-dependent protein catabolic process; protein deubiquitination. The coding region runs from base 1 to 1017 and encodes 338 amino acids. Gene Ontology annotation, molecular function: cysteine-type deubiquitinase activity. Gene Ontology annotation, cellular component: cytoplasm. Lineage: Eukaryota; Fungi; Ascomycota; Eurotiomycetes; Eurotiales; Aspergillaceae. The transcript is spliced from 5 exons. The record is from RefSeq and is a predicted model, not a curated record.